Fusarium pseudograminearum CS3096 is the source of this 297-nucleotide messenger RNA. RefSeq lists its product as uncharacterized. Lineage: Eukaryota; Fungi; Ascomycota; Sordariomycetes; Hypocreales; Nectriaceae. The record is from RefSeq and is a predicted model, not a curated record. The coding region runs from base 1 to 297 and encodes 98 amino acids. The transcript has 2 exons.
AUGGCCGACAACAACAACCAGCAGCCCGGUCUUAUCGGCAGCCACGCCCAAUACGUCAAGGGUGCCGCAGAGGCCACCAUUGGUGCCAUCACUGGCUCUCAGCCCUGGCAGGCUUCAGGCGAGCAGGACAAGGCCGCUGGUCUUGCCGACAUGAAGAAGGCUGGCGAACUUCGAGCGCAAAGCGACCCCAACAACCAGAACGGAUAUGGAAAGGCCGAGGAGCUUGCUGGCAAGCUUACCGGUUGUCAGGGAAUGGAGCGCGAGGGUCACGAAAGCGCUGCCCAGAAGAAGGAAUAA